AUGGAUUCAAAUAACGAUAUCAUUCAGCAACCUGAUACCUCUAACCCUGACCCUCAGACGUAUAAGAAUCAAGUCUAUAAAAUGGAAGAUAUGAAAAGUCCAGGUGACUAUGUUUUGAAGCCGGGGUUAAGAGGUUUAGGUAUGGUUAGAGUAGCUAAAAACAUUUCCCAGAAGACAACAGUAGAUAGGAUCAGAGAAAGCGGAAAACCAUACAGGAAGCUACCUAAUAUAGGUUCGAAUGUUAGGGGAGCAUCUUUAAUCAUAACCCUUAUUGGGGUGGUUUUCUCGUGUUUUGUCUCAAUAGUCAGUGCUACGGACAACACUUCACCUUUUCCGGUGAAGGUGUUGGGAAAUUCUAAGAAUUACUUUCAAGCUCAAGAUACAAGCAGUUCACACUAUGGAGCUAAAAGCUUCAGUGAUCCUUGGUUUCUCGAAGAGAAUCCUGAAAGGUUAGAUCUCUCCAAGACAUUGACAGGUUUAGUUAAGUUUACUAGGAACCAAACUACUGAUAAGAGGCAAGUGCAAGAGCCGGCAACAGAGAUAGACGGCUACGUGUGGCCACCUGAAAGUGGUUAUAUUGAUCCCCAAGAUAGUGAAGCCAUGUUGAAUAGGAUUUGGGGCAAUGAUAGAGUGUGGGUUGACCCUAGUGCUAAAUGGUCAUGGACAUGGGGUACAGUUACGUUUACCAUAGAAAACACAAAUAUGGAUACUGAUGGGUGCGACGGUGGUUUAGUCAUAACAGGAACACAGUUGUGGGACUACCUCUGGCGUUUACACACUGGAGGAGCUACCCAAGGUUUAAACUGUGCUGUGAGUUAUAUCCAUCCCAACAUAGGAACGACGUUGAGAGCAUCUGGAACUACAUUGCCAUCCUAUAGUGAAGCUUGUGAUGGUAUGGAUAUAGAACUAGAGGGGCCCCCUCAAGUAGAGACUCCGCCAUUAUACGGAUGGAUUAAUCAUCCGCCAGGAAGUUGGGGUUAUCAUGAUGAACUUUAG
Wallemia mellicola CBS 633.66 is the source of this 996-nucleotide messenger RNA. RefSeq lists its product as hypothetical. NCBI's taxonomy places the organism in Eukaryota, Fungi, Basidiomycota, Wallemiomycetes, Wallemiales, Wallemiaceae. Bases 1 to 996 code for a protein of 331 amino acids. The transcript has a single exon. The record is from RefSeq and is a predicted model, not a curated record.